GAAAGUAUUUUAUGUCAAAUAUUCGUUGUUAUAUUAAUGUCUGUUGCUAAGUAUGAACGAAGUUGGUCCAUCUCUGGUGACAACGUAUACUUUUAAAAGUGGCAAAGAAUACAUUGUAAAGAUUAAAGUUACUGCUUUUAAGGGAUGUCAGCGUAAUUUGGAGCUGUCUAUUACCGAUAAAUAUUCUGCUGAGAAUUGGCAAUCUUUUUAUGAUGCUGCAUACAUUGAAAAUUUAACGCAUAAAACUGGAAAUUACAAACAUUUUGAUGUAUUUGUGGCUAUGCUACAAUCUGGAUUAUUAAAAACAAGCGAAUCUAUUACUCUGGAUCUUUUAACAUUUGAAGAUCUAGAAUUGUUACGUGCUCGUAAAUUUGAAUGUAAUUCAUAUCCAAGUUUGGGUAAUUCAACAAAUAAUCGUCGAUAUCUUAUAUUAACAUAUACAGUAGAAUUUGAUAGAAUUCAUUAUCCAUUACCCCUGGAAUAUUGUGGUUUACCCAAUCCAAUAAUAUUACAAGCUACCAUUAGAAAAUUACAAGCUGAACUUGAGAAAUUACAAUCUACAAAAAUAAAUAGAGAUCUCCAAAAACAUAUUGAGCAACUUACAAUUAUAAACAAAAAACUUCUACAAGAAAAUCAUAAACUCACAAAUGGAGGAAAAGACUUAAAACAUUUAUUGGGAUCAAUUAAGUCAUUAGAAAGUAGUAUUGUUAAAGAACGUACUUCUUUUUGCAAGCAAAUUCAAAAACUUAAAGCUGAAAAUGCAGCUUUGUUAUUAAAAGUACAACAACUUACUGCAUCUGCUAAUAGAAAAUCAGGAAAUAAUAAUUCAGCUUUUAAACAACGAAAUUGUAUACCUCCUAUGUUUAGACAACGAAGCAGAAGUAGAUCUUCUUCACUUUCAAGUCGUAAUAAAACUUCUAGUUUAUCAUCAGGCAGCUCAUUGGAAUCUGUUAAAAUGCAACAAUCUCCUUCUCGAAAUGUAAAAGUGUAUAAGAAUAAAAAAAAGAAUCCAAAAGUUGAGUUUGAAAAUUUGGAAGCAAGAAUCCAUACAUUACAAAAAAUGUUGAAAGAAGGAGUAAACUUAAAUUAA
Molecule: messenger RNA, 1090 nt
Organism: Eufriesea mexicana
Lineage: Eukaryota; Metazoa; Arthropoda; Insecta; Hymenoptera; Apidae
Product: coiled-coil domain-containing protein 61
Exons: 7
Coding region: 53-1090 (345 amino acids)
Source: RefSeq, a predicted model, not a curated record